AUGCUAGAUGUCCAUCGCCACUUCUUAAAGGUAACCAUUGUUUUACCCGACAUUGCCACAGACAGCUCAACACGAACUAUUGUAUUGGAAGUCAAGACAUGCCAGAUUCACUUGAUUUUGAAGAAUGCAUCCGGUUUCUUCGAUAAGAAAAUCCUCUUUCUAACUCCUCAACCUGCUACAUUUCCUUCGUGUCUGGUCGUCUCUCCGUGCGGGUCGUUUCUUGCAAUUCUAACAGAAACAUCUGUUCACAUUUUGGAUCUGGCUAAACUAGAACCAUUUGUGCAGUCGCAGCAGGUUUGUCACCUUUUUUUCAAAAAAUACUUUCAGAAUAAAAUUGUAGCCAAACUUGUCACAGCUUAUGACUCGUUAGCCGACUCACCGGAUGCACUCCGUCGUCUGGUUCGUGCCAAAUGGCAUCCCACUGUCAAGGGCGUUCUUCUUCUGUUGACCAGAGAUGGCUUCCUACACCUUCUCCGUUGUAAUGGGAGUGCCGGCGGUAGUCUCUCCGUGAAAACGGAAAUCAAACUAUCAGUUUUGCGGACAUUGGAAGCUGGACCUAAACUAUCCUCUGAAAAAGAGAACAUCCGGGAUAAUCAAAAGAAGGGUCGAACAAAGUUAAACCUCAAUUUUGCUCUUGGUGCUGUCUGUACGGAUUUUGAUAUCGGUUCCCCACUGUUCACCACCGAUGCCAAAUCCUACAGUUGUCUGUUCAGUUCACCAGUAUACGUUCUCUGCGAAAAUGGCAAGUUUUUAAUUAUUAGCCAUUUACCAUUUUUAAGGGAUAUUCUGAUGGUCAGCCCUUCGCCAAAUUCAUACUCUGACGCCCUCGUUCGUGUCGUUCGAAUUCUCCCAUCUGUCGAAGAUUGUUACACGUUCGAUUUUGACUCGGUACUGUGCAUGCGUUCUACGGACACCGAAAAGUCUGCGGAUGUUUUAUGCAUAGCCAGUCGGUCUGGCCGUCGAAGUGUUCCUGUUCUCUAUCUGGUCGAAGGGGUCGAUUUGCAGCUGACUAAGCCCUUGUCAAAUCCGAAAUCCCGAAAAGACGCCUCGGUCACCCCUCCUUCGGAGUCACUUUCAUCAGACGGCCCUCCUCAACUUUCCAAAAUCUAUCUCCUUCCGGCAGCAUCGAAUGCACGGGAUGCGCACAUGGCUCACUAUCUAUGCGUUCACCAGUUUGGAAUUCAUUGCAUUCUUCUACCCUGGAUUGGGCGUCUAAACCAGUUGUGCGCUCAGGCCUCCGAUGACACAAAUUCAGUUGAUCUGGCUUCGUUUCCUGGCGACCAGGGCUGCACUGCCGAACACCUCCUUUUGACACAUUUGGACCCCAAAAACGAAGAGGAAUCCCCACUUCCGGGUCCAUUGCGGUCUGUCAUUGGUGUAAUUCCUCCCCAAACUGUCGUAUCGGACACCUCCACAAGCCGGGGAGGCGCCGUCAGGGGAUGUCCGAAAGUUGAAGGAACUGAGGUCAAUUCUCUUCUCGUAUUGUUUUCAUCAAGACCUCACGUUGUCAGAAUUGUCCUGCCACAGUCCCUGUCGCUGAGCCCUCAGCCUCACUUCCUGCCGCAAUUAGGACUCCCUAGUGGAGAUUCGCCUGAUGUCUCGACCAUAAGCAGCCUGCGCUCUUCUCGCUUGGGUCGGCUUUCUACUCUGUGCGGCUCCGUAUACCAGUUUGCCGAACACGCAGAGGGCCAAUUAGCUGCGCAGUAUGAGGCCAUCAGUUACCUUGCACAGGAACGUGACCAACUGCAGAAGAAGGCCGUUUCCCUGACUGAGCGUCAUUCCCGAAUCCUUGAACGUCAGGAGGCCCUGAAUCAUCGCCUUUCCGAACUGGCUCGACGAAUCUUCAGUCAGUAUACACUUUUCCGUGUGCAGACCUGUUCCAUUCGAUAUACUGCAAGUCAGAUUACUUCCUGCUUUUUUCUCUGUCAAGUGUAUUUCCACACCGUGUGCAUUUCCCUCAGCGCAGUUUGA
Molecule: messenger RNA, 1971 nt
Organism: Dibothriocephalus latus
Lineage: Eukaryota; Metazoa; Platyhelminthes; Cestoda; Diphyllobothriidea; Diphyllobothriidae
Source: the annotation of a GenBank genome assembly